This is a messenger RNA of Stylonychia lemnae, 1461 nucleotides long. The record is from the annotation of a GenBank genome assembly. Lineage: Eukaryota; Ciliophora; Spirotrichea; Sporadotrichida; Oxytrichidae.
AUGUUUGACAAGGAAAAAAGCGGUUUCAUUGAUGUCGGAGAUCUUCAAACCAUUAUGAGAAGUCUUGGAAGAGAUCCUCAUGAGGCGAUUGAAUUGCUUCAAGGAUUGGAAUUGAGUCAAGAGGGACGCCUCAGCUUUCAGGAAUUCUUGAAGAUUAUGAAGACUCUGGAAAAUAGACUUAUUUCUGGAAAGGAUGAAAAUGAAUAGUCUCCAAGAGAAGCUGACCUCGAGGAGAGAAAUAAAUAUGGCUCAUUAUUGCCCAGAACAGGAGUGCACUUUCUACCUGACUCCAAGGUAGUCGAUCUACUAAAGUAAUCUUUCAAUUUAGAUCUUAAUAAAUGCUUUAGAAUUUUGAACGAUCACAGGAAAAAAUGUAUAAAGGAAAUGAAGUUGGCAGAAGCUAUUCGUGCUUAGUUGAAAUUCGAUGAUUUAAAAUCUAAGGAAACUUUGAGGCAAAUGCAAAAUAUGAGAUAGGCUUAAGAAUAAGAAUUAAUAACUGUUGAGAAUGCCUAAAGAGCAUAAUUUUUAGAGUUUUCCUAGGCUUGGGAUAAUUAUAUGUCCGACUAUGAAGCAACUGCUUAUCUUUCACUAGAAAAAUUGAAGGAAAAGCAUAUACUUGAAUUAUAGCAACUCUAAGAAUAGAUUCGCAAAGAAUAUAAGGUCAAAUUGAAAUUAACAAAAGAACUCAUGGAGAAUAGGAAGCAAGUACAGACAUUAAUAUCUUUAAAAAGGUAUGAAGAAGCAGAAGCUAUGAAUAAUUAAUGUGAUUAAAAAGAAGCUGAAGAAAAACAAGCGAUGGAGGCUUAGAUAAAUGAAUAGAUUCAAAGAGCUGAAGAGAGAUUAAGAGCUAAAUAGUAGUUGGCUUUGGCAGCAUUACUGAAAAGAAUUCAAAGAGAUAGGAAUGAGUAACUCAAACACAGAUAAAUUGAUUCAUAGAGACUCAUCUAAAGGAAUAAAAAUUUACUGUUGGAUCUUCUGAACAAGCAGAAUAUGGAAACAAGAAGGACCAAUCAAUUUUUGAAAUUUGCACUAGGAGUCCGUUCUCCAGAAAAGAAAAACUACUUCAAAAGUAAGCUUUUUACAGCUCCUGAAGAUGCUAAAUUAAAGAUUGGCGAUGAAAAUAGUCGUACCAUGUAUAACAAUAUAAACAACAAAACAAAUACAUCAUUUGCAGCAAUAAAGAAUUAGUCUCUAAACUAAAAUAGAGCAAAAACAUCCAAUGUUGGUGAUCCAAGAAGCAUAUCCAUGGAUAUUACAUAAAACGAUACUAAUAAAUCAUAUACUAGAGGAGCAUAGAGAAUAAAUGUUAAAAAUAGUUCAAACUCAGGGAAUUAGUCUAUGUUCUUGAAUAAUAGAAGUUCAAUUGGAAAUAAAACGAGAGGCAGCGAGGAAAUGAUAUCGAAUGGUAAUGCUAGAAUAGCCAGCUAAAAGGAGGUUAAACUGCCUUAGAUAAGAUAAUGA